Messenger RNA from Patiria miniata (bat star), 494 nucleotides. RefSeq names its product zinc finger CCHC domain-containing protein 8-like. Lineage: Eukaryota; Metazoa; Echinodermata; Asteroidea; Valvatida; Asterinidae. Bases 39 to 494 code for a protein of 151 amino acids. The transcript is spliced from 5 exons. The record is from RefSeq and is a predicted model, not a curated record.
UGAAAAACAGUCGUCGGCUCUUUCUUUCAAUCGACAACAUGGCCGGCUAUGAGGAGGGUGACAUUUUUGGCAACGCGUCCCUCUUCGAGGAUUUUUGUGAUACAGCGACUUCAAAACCUAAGACUGAGAACGAUAAUGUCCAAGACGAUGACCACAGCGAAACUGUUAAACAGAUGAAGGACGAAAUAGAUGAGCUGAAGCAAGAAAAUCAUGAACUGAAAAGACAAAUGCGUCUGCUCAUCCAUCCUGGUAACCCGACGACUGGAAGAUCUGUUCAGGAUGCCCCAUUGGCGCAAGUACUCUUUUUCAACCAUGAUGCCAUUUGCUUUUGUAGGCACGAGAUUGAAGACUUCUUUGAACAACUGACAUCACAGACAAAUGGGGAUGCGGGGGGAGUCGGGAUCCCAGACGAUGUCAGGCCCAUGCCCCAGACUUACUUGGCGAUAGUCAUUUUCCAAGGUGGUACCAGGCUUGUGCGAGUCGCGCUCAGGUAG